Messenger RNA from Phanerochaete carnosa HHB-10118-sp, 1250 nucleotides. RefSeq lists its product as uncharacterized. The transcript has a single exon. The record is from RefSeq and is a predicted model, not a curated record. The coding region runs from base 122 to 1066 and encodes 314 amino acids. NCBI's taxonomy places the organism in Eukaryota, Fungi, Basidiomycota, Agaricomycetes, Polyporales, Phanerochaetaceae.
GGUCUUUAUCAGAGCUCCGGACACGAGCCGCUAUGCCGGGGUCACUGAGGCCAUUCUAUUGGCCACCACUCCUGACGCAGACCACUGGAGCCUAUCUAGCAUUGACAUGCCUUGUACCACCAUGUCUCCCUCCUUUAAUCUCACCUCGUUUUCACUGUGUGAUGCAUACCAGCAACUCAUCUGCACUCCACCUCAGCCGCAAGCCGACAUACCCCCGCUGCAAGGUUUCGCCCAGCUCUCGAUGCACGAGUACGCUGUCUCCCCUGCCGCCCUCCAGAUAUCCUCACACCAAGUAGUCGUCCCUGUGACCCCCAAGUCUCAAUUCAACUCGAUACCUUCUACCCCCGAAACUCAAUUCUAUUCUAUCCCUUCUACUUCCUCGAGCGGCAGCAGUGCUUGGACGACCGAUUCAGACCCUGCAGACUCGGACUUUGCUCCUUCACCACGCCCUAAGCGCGCCUCAGGUCACACGCGCAAGACCGCGAGGGCUUCUCCCGCCGCGCAGCGCGCGCCGAGGACGCGCCAGCGGUUCUCACCGUACUCAUCCGCGCCAUCGAGCCCCUACUCAUCCGAGUCCAGCUCCCGCGCGCCCGCGAUCAAGUACACGAAGCGCCGCACGCAGCAGGUCGACGCGGAUUCUCCGGUCGCAGAGCCCGAGACGGAAGGCCCGCGGGCGUACAUGUGCCCGCUCUGCGAGCACCACCAGACGAACCGACACCUGCCGGACCUGCGCCGGCACAUCCUGACGCACUACCCUCACGCGCGCAAGCACGUGUGCCGCGGCGUGCGCCACGCUGCCGCACCGCCGGGCGCGGUCGAGCGGUUUGGCGUGGUCGAGGAGGACGGCGGCGAGGAGCGCGUCGGCGGGUGCUACCAAGCGUUCAGCCGCCACGACGCGCUCCUGCGUCACCUCCGGAACACGAACGUGGUCUGCCUGUACGAUGCCGCGGAGCUCGAGCGCAGGGUGGGCAGGCGCAAGGCUAGGGAGGCUGCUCCCAAGGCCCAAGCGAGGCCCUGCAAGGACAAUGGCAAGGGCAAGGCGGGCUUGCGCAAGGCACGGCAGUGACGUGCCACGCGUCGCCUCAGUGCUUCUGUAUGGACUGCGUGGACAGGGUUUCGAAUGUAUCUUUUUUUAAGGUUAUCUCAUUUCUCCUCUCAUAUAUGCUUCUCUUUCUCCGAACGUCUCUGUAUCAGUUGUAUCUCUCAAUUCACCUGCUCCGAGGAUCUCAAUGUUCAAUCCCAGACUCUUU